AAGGCUGUGCCAUCCUCGGAAUAACAUUUCUUAUAGCCGGGCUGAUUGAACGGCAGGGACCACAAUCUUACUGUCCCCAGUGCGAUUUUGCCAUGCGUUGAAAUUUGGGCCUUGUGGCAGAAGACGAAGGCCGUAGGCAGGGUAACUCGGACCGCUCGGACCGGCUGCGUGGGGACAUUCAUAUUGAAUAAACUCAGGAUCCCGCGAGUUUAAUCCGGUCGAAUUGCAUAAAAUCUGGUGGUCAACAGGAGAACGAUCGAUCGCACCCUACACAGUUGACCGUCCAAGAACGAAUACAGGAUGAGUGCCGAACCAACAGCCUCGAGUUCUCAUCUCGACCUCUCCACCGCCCAAGUCAUCAAGACCCCGAUCACCACGGCCACCGGAAGCCUGCUGAGCUCGAACGCAUACGAAAAAACUUCAACGACCUCUUCCACCUCGUUCCUCGGACCGGUCCAUGAGUUCACCGCUCGGAUCUCCAAGUGGAGAGAUUCUUUGAACCUUCCCGAUCCUGGUACUUACGAACAAGUCGGAAGGGAAGCCAAAGGCGUCCAUUUAACCAACUAUAUCUUCGAUGGAGCUCGUGCUGAGUUGGCUAAAGCGCUCUCAUUGAGCCCGGCAUUCAAUGUCACUCAUUCCUUCAACAUGGGUGCUCAAGGUGGAGCGAUGGGUGGAAUUCACCCGGGUACUUAUAGCUUUGGUGGAAUGUAUGCAACCAAUAAUGUUUUUGCGCAAGGUACGAUCGACAGUGAUGCUACUUUGAUGGGUCGAUUCAAUUACCGAUGGGGAUCGAAAGAUAUUUCGAAACUGCAAAUUCAAUGGCCCUCGAACCCCACGAACCCAUCCGUAACCCAAGUGGAACACGAGCGACAUGGGCAAGAUUACGCAUUAUCGAUGAAGGCAUACAACCCGAACAUCAGCAACCAAUCGGGAAUUUUCAUUACCCAAUACCUGCAAUCGCUACACCCACGCUUCAGUCUAGGGAUAGAGUCGGUAUGGCAAGUGAUGCCGCCGAUGGAGGAUGCCAGCAUGUCAUACCUCAUGAAAUGGCAAUCCGCCAAACGAGAGUGGAUCUCCACACUCACCCUCCAAGCCACCGGCCCCCUCCAAGCCUCCUACUGGCAGAAACUCUCCGACCAAGUCGAGGCCGCAGUCGAUCUCCACUUUCUUCCUCACCCAUCUCCCCGCGAACGUAAGGCUGUCAGUACCGUCGGGUUGAAGUAUGACUUCAGACAGGCUACCGUCAGAGCUCAAGCCGACAGUACCGGGAAGGUCUCCAUGCUGCUGGAACAGCGCAUCGCUCCUAUGUUCACAUUCUCCGUCGCUGGAGAACUCGACCAUGCUAAGUCUCAAUCCAAAUUCGGAGUCGGAAUCCAAUUGGAAUCAUCUCCAUUAGACGAGAAUUCUCUCAAAGGACUGACCCCUCCCUCUCCACCCAUGUAACUAAAACAAAAAAACAACAAAACUGAUUAUGGAUACAUAAUACCUACCGAAUGCAUGCAUAUAUACACACACCCCACCCCCUCUCGACCUACUUUUGUCUUGCCUUGCUUUCGUUUUCAGCUUCGUUUAUUUACGAAACUAUCUAACUAAAGUAAUCAAGUCCCUUUGUUCCUAAUUUUUCCUCUCUUCACACUUAACAAACCAACGAAAAAGAAAUCAUUCACAUAUAUUCAACCCAUGCCCUGCAAGGAAAUUGUAAGAGUCACCAGCAAUUUUUCAAAAAUGGAAAGAUGCUGGCUUAUCCCCC
Messenger RNA from Puccinia graminis f. sp. tritici CRL 75-36-700-3, 1750 nucleotides. RefSeq lists its product as uncharacterized. Gene Ontology annotation, molecular function: transmembrane protein transporter activity. Bases 301 to 1443 code for a protein of 380 amino acids. The transcript is spliced from 5 exons. Gene Ontology annotation, cellular component: mitochondrial outer membrane translocase complex; mitochondrial outer membrane. Lineage: Eukaryota; Fungi; Basidiomycota; Pucciniomycetes; Pucciniales; Pucciniaceae. Gene Ontology annotation, biological process: protein import into mitochondrial matrix. The record is from RefSeq and is a predicted model, not a curated record.